AUGAGGUCUAUCGCACUUCGUCUGUUUGCGUUUGUAGCCCUGAUUGUUCUGGCCGCGGCUUGGACUAAAGAAGAUUAUGAAAUCUUCCGUAUCAAUGACGAACUCGCCGCUGCAGAAGGUCCCAAUGUGACAUUCUACGAUUUUCUCGGCGCCAAACCCAACGCCAACCAAGAUGAAUUGAGCAAGGCCUACCGUCAGAAGUCCCGACUUCUGCAUCCCGAUAAAGUCAAGCGGUCCUUCAUCGCCAACAGCUCCAAGGACAAGUCUCGCUCCAAGUCCUCCAAGUCCGGUGUCCAUGUCAACAGUGGUCCUUCGAAGCGCGAAAUCGCUGCGGCCGUGAAGGAGGCUCAUGAGCGCUCCGCUCGCCUCAACACCGUCGCCAAUAUCCUCCGUGGCCCCGGUCGCGAGCGCUACGACCAUUUCCUGAAGAAUGGUUUCCCCAAGUGGAAGGGAACUGGUUACUACUAUUCGCGAUUCCGUCCUGGUCUGGGAUCCGUGCUUAUUGGCUUGUUUCUGGUCUUUGGUGGUGGUGCGCACUACGCUGCUUUGGUGCUGGGCUGGAAGCGCCAGCGGGAGUUCGUCGAUCGUUACAUCCGUCAAGCGAGGAGAGCUGCCUGGGGUGAUGAAUCUGGUGUCCGGGGUAUCCCCGGUCUUGAUGGUGCCUCAGCUCCUGCCCCAACUCCGGCACCGGCUCCGGAGCCCGAACAGAGUGCUAUGCCUAUGAACCGUCGCCAAAAACGCAUGAUGGACAGGGAGAACCGCAAGGAGGGCAAGAAAGGUGGCCGGGCGACAUCCCGGAACUCUGGAACGGCCACGCCCACUUCCGAGCCUCAGACGGAGCCCACUGGGGAGCGGAAGAAGGUGAUUGCUGAGAAUGGGAAGGUACUGAUUGUCGACUCUCUUGGAAAUGUGUUCCUGGAGGAGGAAACAGAAGAUGGCGAGCGCCAGGAAUUCUUGCUCGACGUCGAUGAGAUUCAGCGUCCGACAAUUCGUGACACGAUGGUCUUCCGCUUGCCGGGCUGGGUUUACUCUAAGACGGUUGGCAGGUUGCUCACUUCAAAUGCCGUGGAUAGCGGUGCUGAGUCAGAGGAGGAGCUUUCCGAAGUCGUGGAGGAGUCGACUGAAGGCACCGCCAGCUCUGCAAGACCUUCCAAGGCAAGGAGGCGGGGAAAGCGGUCUCAGAGAUCGUAA
Messenger RNA from Aspergillus tubingensis, 1191 nucleotides. RefSeq names its product putative endoplasmic reticulum DnaJ domain protein Erj5. The transcript has 3 exons. The coding region runs from base 1 to 1191 and encodes 396 amino acids. The record is from RefSeq and is a predicted model, not a curated record. Lineage: Eukaryota; Fungi; Ascomycota; Eurotiomycetes; Eurotiales; Aspergillaceae. Gene Ontology annotation, cellular component: endomembrane system.